Cinclus cinclus is the source of this 1296-nucleotide messenger RNA. RefSeq names its product divergent protein kinase domain 1B (gene DIPK1B). The record is from RefSeq and is a predicted model, not a curated record. Bases 1 to 1296 code for a protein of 431 amino acids. NCBI's taxonomy places the organism in Eukaryota, Metazoa, Chordata, Aves, Passeriformes, Cinclidae. The transcript has 5 exons.
AUGCGGAGGAUCCGGCGGCUGGUGCAUCUGGUGCUGUUCUGCCCCUUCUCCAAGGGCCUGCAGGGCCGCCUCCCGGGGAUCAAGGUGAAGUACCUGCUGGUGGUGUGGCUGGGCAUCUUUGUGGGCAGCUGGGUGGCCUACAUGCACUACUCAUCCUACUCGGAGCUGUGCCGCGGCCACGUCUGCCGGAUGAUCAUCUGUGACCAGUACAAGAAAGGGAUCAUUUCUGGCUCCACGUGCAAGGACCUGUGUGAGGAGCGCAGCCUCCUGUUCCAGCACUGCCUCUCCUCCUCCCCCAGCCAGCAGGUUUACAGAGGGCUCUGGAGGGACAGGGAGGUCAUCAUCAAAUGUGGCAUCGGGGAAGCCCUGAGGGCUGACAGCCACCCGGACUCUGUGCCCAGGAGGGACGUGGUGCUCUUUGACAAACCCACACGGGGGACCUCGAUGGACGAGUUCAAGGAAAUGCUCCUCAACUUCCUGAAGUCCAAGCUGGGGGAUCAGCCAUCUCUUCCCGCCUUGGUGAGCCGGACCAUCACCAUGGCAGAUGUGAACCAUGAUGGGAAGGUGUCCCUGGCAGAAGCCAAAUCCAUCUGGGCACUGCUUCAGCUCAACGAGUUCCUCCUCAUGUUCUCCUUGCACGAGAAGGAGCACACGGCCAAGCUGCUGGGGCACUGCGGGGACCUUUAUGUCACCGAGAAGAUCCCCCACACCUCCCUCUACGGGGUGGAUGUCCCCCCUUUCCUGCAGUCCCUGCUGCCUUCCAUCGGCCACCAGCUCAUCCACCAGUGGUUUGCUCCGGCCUGGCCCCGACGUGCCAAAAUCGCCAUCGGCCUCCUGGAGUUCGUGGAGGAAAUCUUCCACGGGACCUACGGGAGCUUCUACAUCUGCGAGAGCAGCCUCAGGAACGUGGGCUACAACGACAAGUACGACUUCAAAAUGGUCAACCUGCGGAAGGUGGCGACGGAGAUGACAAUCAGAGGCUUCCUCAAGGGCCGGCACUGUGAGCAGAACGGGGACUGCACCUACGGCAGGGACUGCACGGCCACGUGCGACAAGCUCCUGAAGCAGUGCAAGAGUGACAUGGUGCAGCCCAACCUGGCCAAGGUGUGUGGGCUGCUGCAGGACUAUCUGCUCUAUGGAGCUCCCCUGGAGCUGAAGGAAGAGCUGCAGAAGCAGCUCCGAACUUGCAUGACCCUCAGUGGCCUGGCCAGCCAGAUGGAAGUGCACCACUCCCUCGUGCUCAACAACCUCAAGACCUUGCUCUGGAAGAAGAUUUCCAACACCAAAUAUUCCUAA